Messenger RNA from Sitophilus oryzae (rice weevil), 2103 nucleotides. RefSeq lists its product as uncharacterized. NCBI's taxonomy places the organism in Eukaryota, Metazoa, Arthropoda, Insecta, Coleoptera, Curculionidae. The transcript has a single exon. The coding region runs from base 109 to 2001 and encodes 630 amino acids. The record is from RefSeq and is a predicted model, not a curated record.
AUUUAUUUAAUCCCAAUUUAGCGUCGGUUAGGUAUAAGUAGACAGUAUAUCUGUACAACUCUCACUCUGAAACAUAUAAUCAUAUUGAAUAGUCAGUUAAAAAUAAAUAUGUUUCAGGAAACGGUUAUUGCUAAGGUUAUUUUUAAUUGCAAAACACGUGACAAAGUUAGUGUUACGAAUGAUAUCAAUUCGUUUAACUUUUCUACAUUUAAAAAUAAUUUAUCGUUUCUUAAGUUAGUUCUAUCGUCGUUGGUGGAAUGUCAAGAGAAAGUGUUUGAAGAAAGACUCAACGUUCAAGAUAAUGAUUACAAAAUGGAUGUGCCAAAGGAGCUGUUCGAGCAUUUCACAGAUAAGUCCGAAAUUGAGAAACAAAUAUCGUAUUUAGAAAAAGAAUUCAAUCAGUUGCCAAAGAAAAAUAUUUUCAUUCCGACCUUUGCUCCAGCUUUUCUAAAUAGAGCUUCAAAAGAUGACAAGAAGAAACCAAUUAUGUAUGAUGUAUUAACCAUAAUAUUUACACUGACUGACUCCAAAUUUAGACAGAAACAUUUUAGAGAGUUACUGAAUUAUUAUUAUCAAACAUUUAGUAAGUCUGCUACUCGACUGAAAACUGUUAGUGAUAGAAAUGAACUUGACUAUCAGUUAAAAACUCUUUUACCUCUGGUGAAAUUUGAAACUUUGAUAUAUUUGCUAAAGUUUGAAAAUACAACUGAACAAAAAGAACUGGUAAAUGAUUUGAAUUACUAUGUUAAAUAUCCUCAGUUGAAUAGAGAAGAUUGUAUUCAAAUAAUAUCGAAAGAGAUAGGAACAUGCGAAUUUGAACUUAUGGAUUACGAAAUAGUUCGUUUGGGUCAAACUCAUGGCUAUUUAGGAGCGUAUUACUCCUUUAGACCCACAGUAAGACAUAACGGAGAAAUAGAGAAAUUUAAACUGUUUGUUAAAGUUUUAGUAGCUAGCAACGAACAAUUAACAGCAAUUGCACAAUCCGGUGCGGCAAAACUAGAAGAUAUUUUUUAUAAUACCUUAGUGCCAGAGUUUGCAGAAAACGGUUUGGGCCCUUUACUAGACUUUGCACCCAAACAAUAUUUCAGCAGACAUAAUGAUGUUUUAGUACUAGAAGAUUUGAUUGAGCUGGGUUAUAAAGCAAUUCCUAAUGAUGCAACGCUAAGUUACGAACAAUUAAAAGCCUGCUAUAUUGAAUGUGCGAAAUUUCAUGCUGUAUCAUUUAUUCUAGAAGACAUACACUCCAAACGGGAAGGUAAAAUAGUUCGUAUAAGCGACCUCUAUGGUGAAUUUGAAGACUGGAUUUUUUUGGAUAGAGAAGGUAUUCCUACCACUCCACUCUGCACAAAAAAUAGUGGUCCUGGUACUUUAGCGCUCAUAGAUAGUUUUCCUCAGUUUUCAGAUGUACUUACCAAGGAUGAUUUAAAGAAAAAAGUAUCAGAAGUAUUGGCGAAUAUUUCUAGUAAGUUGAGUGCCCACAAAACGUUUAGAAAUGUUCUUUGUCACGGAGAUUUAUAUGCUAGUAAUCUAUUAUUAAAAGAAAACCCAAGCGAUAAUUCAUGGAGAUGUAAAUUAGUUGACUUUCAAGCAAUGCGUUACGGUCCUCUAUUCCAGGAUAUAUUGUUACUUCUCUAUUCCAACGCGGAAAAAGAAACUAGAGAUAAAUAUUUUUAUAUCUUGUUGGACGACUAUUAUAACGCGUUAACAGCCUUUUUGAAAGAAUUUGAUUUAGAUAUUAAAGAACAUUAUCCACGAAAGGAGUUCAUGGAGGAAGCUGAAUAUAUGAAAGGUAUACUACUUAUUGUCGGAAGUCUAUACGUUCAAUUACUUAUUACACCAGAAAAAUUGAGAAAAGAGGUACUGCAAGAUAACGAGAAAUACCAUUAUUAUAUAAAAGUCAAUAGGGCAGAGUACAUGGAACGAUUAUUAGCACUUUCCGAAGAAUUUUCCAAAUAUACGGAAGGCAUGGUUCGAGAUAUGUACGAUUUUUUUAAAGACUAAAUAUUUUCUCUAUCUUAUAGAAAUAAGUAAAUUUAUUAGUACAUAGUUUUAUUUGUAUAUACAAAUAGAUUUUUUACCUAAAUAAAAUAGUUUAUAAUUCAC